AUGUCCCCAUGUCCCUAUGUCCCAUCGCAAUGUCCCCGUGUCCCACCACAAUGUCCCCAUGUCCCACCACAAUGUCCCCGUGUCCCAUUUCCAUGUCCCCAUGUCCCAUCACCGUGUCCCACCACCACGUCCCCAUGUCCCACCACCGGUGCCCCCGAGGGCGUCAUCGACCGCUGUAACUACGUGCGGGUGGGUACCACGCGCGUGCCCCUCACCCCGGCCGUCAAGGAGAAGAUCUUGGCCGUCAUCAAGGAGUGGGGGACGGGGCGGGACACCCUGCGCUGCCUGGCGCUGGCCACGCGCGACACCCCCCCCAAGAAGGAGGACAUGCUCCUCGAGGACUCCACCAAGUUCGCCGAGUAUGAGGUGAUUUGA
This is a messenger RNA of Pterocles gutturalis (yellow-throated sandgrouse), 375 nucleotides long. RefSeq names its product small proline-rich protein 1A (gene SPRR1A). The record is from RefSeq and is a predicted model, not a curated record. The coding region runs from base 1 to 375 and encodes 124 amino acids. Lineage: Eukaryota; Metazoa; Chordata; Aves; Pterocliformes; Pteroclidae. Gene Ontology annotation, molecular function: nucleotide binding. The transcript has 2 exons.